GUCACUUCCUGGGAGGAAAUCGGGAUCGGGCCAUUCUCUUUAGUGUUUGCCUUGUCUACCUUCUUUCCACAACAUCACGGCCAGAAUUUUGUACACAAAAUUCCACAGGUCAUUUCGUUUCAACAAGACCUAACAAAACAGCACAACAUUACGCCGGCCACACCGCCUAUGGAUUAACCAAGAAGUCUACGAGCAAAGAGCCGAGAGCCUUGCAGUUAGAGCUGCACGAACAACGACAACAACAACACAACAUUCUGCUCGUCACUACCCUCCAGGAACUCCACUCCUAAAUCAAUCCUUGUGUAACUCAAUCGACCCAGCCCAACAGUGAGGAUGUCCCAGAUCCAGUAUCAGUGUCUGGGGAACCCCAUGCCCACCACUGCUGCUGCUGCUGUCACCCCAUUACACCUGGCCCCGCCCAUGCCUGGAUACAGCAUCCCCUGUGCUUCCGCCACCCUGCCCGCUGAGAACGCAAGCCAGCCCAGCCGAAGCUCCUCCCUCCCUUCAGGCUCCGUCACUCCCUUCGCCCCCACCACAGAAUCUAACAUGGCAAACCCUAAAGAGAAGACCCCCAUGUGUUUGGUGAAUGAGCUGGCCCGUUUCAAUAAAAUCCAACCCGAAUACAAGCUGCUUUGUGAGCAAGGCCCGGCUCACUCCAAGAUCUUUUCAGUGAGACUCACGCUAGGCGAUCAGCACUGGGAGGCAGAGGGCACCAGCAUCAAGAAAGCCCAGCACACGGCUGCUGCGACCGCCCUGGCUGAGACCACGCUGCCAAGGCCCACGCUGAGAUCACCCCGCAACACAGAAGAGUGCACCACGCACACCAUGGAGCUGAACGCCUUGUGUAUGAAGCUGGGGAAGAAGCCCCUGUACAAGCCCAUCGACGCAUACAUGGGGAUGCGACCGCCAAACUUCAACUGCAACGUCCGAGGCCCCGGGCCCUACCAGCGCUCUAUGCAACAGUAUUACUACCCGUUCCCGCCGGUGGGGCCCUUCCUGUACCACAUGGAGCUGUCUAUAGGGGGCCAGCAGUUCCACGGCAAGGGGCGCACGCGGCAGCUGGCCAAACACGACGCGGCCGCCCGGGCGCUCAAGGUGCUGGAGAAUGAGCCCAUGCUCCAACAGCUGCCCGUGAUGAACGGCGACGGCGAGGAGGAGAACCUCAACAAGUCCGAAAUCAGCCAAGUCUUUGAAAUUGCACUCAAGAGGAAUCUUCCCGUCAACUUUGAGGUGUUGCAGGAAGCCGGCCCGCCCCACAUGAAGAGCUUCGCCGUGCGGGUGGUGGUGGGCGAGUUCGCCGGGGAAGGGGAGGGCAAGAGCAAGAAGAUCGCCAAGAAGCUGGCGGCGGCCAUGGUGCUGGAGGAGCUGAGGAAGCUGCCCCACGUCCCCGGCGUGGAGAAGAUGCUGCCGCACAUUAAAAAGAAACCCAAGUCCAUCGUCAAGCUGCAGACCAGCCCGGAGUACGGCCAGGGCAUGAACCCCAUCAGCCGGCUGGCCCAGAUCCAGCAGGCCAAGAAGGAGAAGGAGCCGGAGUACGGGCUUCUGACGGAGAGGGGGCUGCCGCGCCGCAGGGAGUUCGUCAUCCAGGUGAGCGUGUGCGGCCAGUGCGCGGAGGGCCUGGGUCCGAGCAAGAAGGUGGCCAAGAGGAACGCGGCGGAGACCAUGCUGGAGCUGCUGGGUUACAAAGUGCCUCAGCCCCAGCCCCCCAAGCCGGCUCUGAAGACGGACGAGAAGGCCCCGCUAAAGAAACCCGGAGAGCAGGAGAGACGCAAAGUGACCUUCUUUGAGCCGGGUUCAGUGGACGACGGGACGUUGGCCUGCAAGGACGACGACUACCGCCUGCCUUACCUCAGCAACCAGCAGCUCCCCGCGGGCAUCCUCCCCAUGAUGCCCGAGGUGGCCCAGGCCGUGGGCGCCUGCCAGGGGCCCCACGCCAGGGACUACGGCCGCCACGCCGCCGCCCCCAACCCCGCCAUGACCACCGUCACUGCCAUGAUCGCCAACGAGCUGCUGUACACGGGCGUAUCGCUCACCGCCCAGACCGUCCUGGCCAACAGCCCCAACAACAACAACAACAACGGCAGCCUGAGCCAGCCGGCCCCCGGGCCCCUGGCCAGACCCUCGGAGCAGCUCAGCUACCUGGCCGCGGUGCAGGGGUUACAGGUGGAAUACAAGGACUUCCCCAAGAACAAUAAGAACGAGUUUGUGUCGCUGAUCAACUGCUCCUCCGUGCCGCCCCUCCUCAGCCACGGCAUCGGGAAGGACGUGAGCUUCUGCCACGACAUGGCGGCGCGGAACAUCCUCAAGCUACUCUCAGAGCUGACCAAGCAGUCCAGUGACCGCCCUGGCAACGGACCAACCUCUGGGUCUGGCAAGCAGGAGAUGGAGGCAGAGUCGCUGCUGCAGCAGGCGAACCCCAGCCCCAUGGCACAGGCGGUGGAGACGGCAGCGCGUAGUCGACCACCGCGGCGCCCCGGUCGGCUCGCGGGGCUCGACAGCGGAUUGACACUGUGUUUUUAGGCCCUUUUUGUAGAGGAACUAAAACCUUCACACGGGAGACGACAUAGGCUUCGGGGAAAAUCCCGUCGUUCACGUUCCCGUCGUUCCACAUAAAAAAAAUGAAACGUUCGGUAAAACAAGAUUGAUAGAAAACGGGAUGUUGCUUCCUUCUCCCCUGACGAUGUUUUAUUGUACACCUUAUUUAUUCUUUUGUUUUUUUUCCUUUCAAUGCUUUGUGGAAGAAAAUAACUGCUGCCUCCCCCCCAGUCGAAGAAAUGGGCAUUUGCUUUCCUGAACUA
This is a messenger RNA of Gadus morhua (Atlantic cod), 2798 nucleotides long. RefSeq names its product staufen double-stranded RNA binding protein 1 (gene stau1). Gene Ontology annotation, cellular component: neuron projection; neuronal cell body; cytoplasmic stress granule. The record is from RefSeq and is a predicted model, not a curated record. Lineage: Eukaryota; Metazoa; Chordata; Actinopteri; Gadiformes; Gadidae. Gene Ontology annotation, molecular function: double-stranded RNA binding; mRNA binding. Gene Ontology annotation, biological process: protein localization to synapse; anterograde dendritic transport of messenger ribonucleoprotein complex; intracellular mRNA localization.